Messenger RNA from Brenthis ino (lesser marbled fritillary), 1362 nucleotides. The record is from the annotation of a GenBank genome assembly. Lineage: Eukaryota; Metazoa; Arthropoda; Insecta; Lepidoptera; Nymphalidae.
AUGAACAAUGAUUUUGGCAAAAUGACAGAAGAAGAAUCUGUGAAUAUUGAACAAGAGCUCGAAGAGCUCUUAACAAAAGUUCAACCAAACCUUCAAGACGUUAUCAAAAGAAGUUUUACUAAUGUUGCUUUGCAACAAACCAAAAAUGGAGAACAAAUUAAACCAGAUAUAUUGGAAGACACAUCAUAUUUUGCCAAAAAUACACAGGUGACAUUAUCAAGAUUAGAACUAGUAAGACCUCCAACCUUUCACUUGCAAUCAGUCUCUUUGAACCUCAAAUCAAUGUCACUUUCUUUGCGUUGUUCACUAGGAGAAGUGAAUGUUAAAGGACUAUAUAGUGCAUUCAAUGAGAAUCUUUACAACCUUAUUCCUGUCAUGGCUGAAGGACAUGUUCUUAUAACAUUGUCAAACCUGACUGCAGAUGUGAAUGUGGGCUUGGUUCUAAAAGAUGAUGCAUAUGCCUUUAUUAAUCCUGGCAUUGAAUUUAUACAUGAUGAAGUCCUUGUCAAGUUAUCAUGGCCAUCCCCGCAAAGAGGUGGAGGCUAUGAGUUUACAAACACAGAGCAACUAGCAAAGCAUAUUGAUGAUCUGCCACUGACCGCAGCAAUAUCUCUACAACUCUUCGCGUUACUUCAACAAAAGUUAGAAAGGCAUUUGAGUCAAGUAUUACGACAAGCUACGAGCGUGUCUGAUUUGGUCUGCUGUAACCCGAACAUGUUGGAAGCAUAUACAACAAUGGUAAACAGCCUAGCACAAAAUGGUAACAGAAUCGUCGAUUUAGUGUUAAUAAAUAUGAGAAGAACACUGUUUCAAACAUGUCGAGAAGUUCUCGAACUACCCCCAUUACACGCCACUUUUUUACAUAAGAUAGGAGCAUUAUCGUUUAUAGGCAAAUUCGAAACGGAAUCUGGCUGGGUAAAGAACUUGGCAACCAUUAACAGGAUCAACGACGUUAGCGUCACGAGACCCGACCCCAUGAAAACGAACUUCCACGUUACUCUCAAGAUAAAAGACUUACAGAUCGGUUAUGACGAAUACCGAAUCAAAGCGAUGGGUGUGUCGUGCUCCGGUCGCAUGGAGGCCGCGCUGCCCGACAACGCGCUGCACCUCGCCCUCAGCGUGGGCCUCACGCGCUGGGAGCCCUACACGCAGUUGGACGACUUACGCUGCACACACUUAGACGGCAUGGACCUGCACAUAAGCGGGCUGGGCCCGCUGUCCGGGCUGGCGGGCGCGGCGCGCGCGUGGGCGCGGGGCGCCGCCGCCGCGCUCGCCGCGCCCGCGCUCGCCGCUCAGCUGCAGCACGAGCUGCGCACCGCCCUCGCCGAGCUGCCCCUCUGGGACCUGCUGCACGCCAAACAA